AUGCAGGGUCCUUUGUCUGCUUGGUUAGUCAAACAUGGACUUGUUCAUAGAUCUUUGGGUUUCGACUACCAAGGAAUCGAAACUUUACAAAUAAAGCCCGAAGAUUGGCAUUCCAUUGCUGUCAUCUUAUAUGUAUAUGGUUACAAUUAUCUACGUUCCCAAUGUGCCUAUGAUGUAGCACCAGGAGGACUGUUAGCUAGUGUGUAUCAUCUUACAAGAAUAGAGUCUGGGAGAGAUCAACCGGAAGAGGUAUGCAUAAAAGUAUAUGUACCAAGGAAAAAUCCCCGAAUUCCUUCUAUUUUCUGGGUUUGGAAAAGUGCGGAUUUUCAAGAGAGGGAAUCUUAUGAUAUGUUAGGAAUCUCUUAUGAAAAUCAUCCGCGUCUGAAACGUAUUUUAAUGCCCGAAAAUUGGAUAGGAUGGCCUUUGCGUAAAGAUUAUAUCGCCCCCAAUUUUUAUGAAAUACAAGAUGCUUACUAA
Molecule: messenger RNA, 477 nt
Organism: Arachis duranensis
Lineage: Eukaryota; Viridiplantae; Streptophyta; Magnoliopsida; Fabales; Fabaceae
Source: the annotation of a RefSeq genome assembly